Molecule: messenger RNA, 1353 nt
Organism: Schistosoma haematobium
Lineage: Eukaryota; Metazoa; Platyhelminthes; Trematoda; Strigeidida; Schistosomatidae
Exons: 1
Coding region: 745-1152 (135 amino acids)
Source: RefSeq, a predicted model, not a curated record
UAGUAUUAUGACAUAAAAUAUGUUUCAGCCAUGAAGAUUUAUUAAUUUCUUCAUCUUCUAGUUAGUCUCGUUCGCUGUUUUUUUACGUUUAUAUAUAUAUCCACUAUAUUCUGUCUUUUAUACAAUCAUUACUACUAUGAUUUUAAUUUCACUGAUUUUCAUCUGAUUAAUCUCCUUCAAAUCUCAUCAUAAUACUAAAGGUGAGGUAAUCGUCUAUUACAGUGAUUAGUUUCAGUUGCUUUUUGAUGCAAUAAGAAAUAAAUUGUUAGUAUAAUAUUUUUUGAUUUCAGCGAAUUGAUUAUGUACAAAUUACAAGUGUUCACAGUUACCAAGAAAGAAUUCUAGAUGGUAAUUGUUAUAAAGCUCGGUUUUACUUUGUCUAAUGUUAUAACGGUUGGGUUUCCACGUUUACACGUAUGGGACGUUAAUUUACCUAAGACGAAUAUCUACACAAGAUUCCCUUUCAGUGUCUAUUCUACCGGACGUCAACACAAUUCAGAUCACGAACACGUGAUUUGCCUGACCACAACGUAAAUAUAUUGUUGGGAUAUUCAGGAAAAUAUUUUUCAGUCAUAACAAUUCGCGACGGGGUGAAGAAAAGAUACAAUCCAAAGUCAUUCUGUAAUUGGACGAAAUCCAGUCUAAUUAUUCAACCAAUCAGUAUCCAGAUUGUCGUCAGUGUCCUUCAACGACAUUGGUCAUUAGUCAUACAGUAAUUUUCAUCACAAGUGCUGAUUCAAAAAAAUGACUCUCCCUUCCGAUCGAUUACAGCUGCUCUUUGAACGACAUUUGGAGUUAUUAGUCAAUUUCCGCACGCAGCUGCUAAAUCACUCAUGCUAUGAAGACGCGACGGAAGUGGAUGGAUUGAUAUCUGAAGUACACAGUGAGCUGGAAAAUGACAGCAGCCUCCAUGAAUCCUCGAUGAACUGUACUUCAAACGAAACAGUCAUCCAUCAUGCGCCCAGUGGUCCAGUACUUUCUAUUCCAGAAACAUGCCCGGUAAUGGAGUCAAACUCCAUCAACCCCGAAACAGCAUGUGCAGACAGUAACAUAUCCAACUCACGAGAAGAUCUCAUUGUUUUGCCAGAAAAUGUGUUCCACGCAUCAAAUAAUAACCAAGAACCUGGUACAGUUUUGUUGGACGCCGAUUAACAUAAUGCUCCACUACUUACUAAAGAUUUAAACCCUGAUGACUUCGAAUUGGAUGGCGUUUAUCCUCAAUAUCUGAUCGAUUUUACUGGAUUCCCUGUGCAAUAUGUUUUAAAUACAAUCAAAUUAAUUGUAAUUUGGGUUUAUGAAGACCCAACAUUAUUUCGAGGGGGUGGAUAGACGCGAGAAAAAUUUAAAAUCCGG